AUGCCUGAGCCACUGAAGUGCACAGGGAGUAUCGACUCUCGUCAGUUACGCUUCUCACGCGCAAUGAUCUUCGCCAUCGAGGAGAUUAACAACAGCUCGGAGCUGCUGCCAGGCAUCAAACUCGGUUAUCAGAUCCACGACUCGUGCACGUCAGUGCCCGUAUCGAUGCAUGUGGCCUUUGAGCUAUUAAAUGGUCUGGACGCGGUGUUUUAUACGGAUGAUGACUGCUCACAGUCAGGUAUGGUGAUGGCCAUCGUCGGUGAGUCCAGCUCCACGCGAUCCAUCAGCAUGUCGCGAGUCACCGGGGCCUUCAACAUUCCUCAAGUGAGCUACUUUUCCACUUGUGCAUGUCUGUCCGAUAAGCAGCAGUUCCCGACUUUCUUCAGAACAAUCCCGAGUGAUCAGUUCCAGGCUGACGCGCUGGCCAAGCUGGUGAAACACUUUGGCUGGACUUGGAUAGGUGCUGUCCGCACUGAUUCGGACUAUGGCAAUAACGGCAUGGCGACUUUCCUGCAAGCAGCCCAGAAGGAGGGGAUCUGUGUGGAAUACUCUGAAUCUUUCUAUCGGACCCACCCACGUAGCAGGAUCCAGAGAGUAGCAGACGUCAUCCGCAGGUCAACCGCGAUGGUUAUUGUGGCAUUUGCAACUUCUUCAGAACUGAGGGUCCUGCUAGAGGAGCUGUCAGUGGAACCUUCUCCACCUCGCCAGUGGGUUGGCAGUGAGGCCUGGGUAACCAACCAAGACAUGCUGAAGUUCAGCUUCUUUGCUGGAGCCAUUGGAUUUGGGAUUCAGCGAUCUGUCAUUCCAGGUCUGAGAGAAUUCUUGCUGGAUCUCUCUCCCACUAAAGUGGCUGCGUCUCCAGUGCUUACUGAGUUCUGGGAGGAGGCAUUCAACUGCAGGCUGGAAAAAAUUGCAGCCGUGGAUGAGAGAGUGUGUGAUGGAUCUGAAGACAUACAGACGCUCCAGAGCCAGUACACUGACACAUCUCAGCUCCGAAUCACUAACAUGGUGUACAAGGCUGUUUAUGCAAUAGCACAUGCCAUUCAUAAUUCAGUGUGUCAGGAAACAAAUUCUACAACUCAGUGUGACAAAACCACCAGGAUCGAGCCCAAACAGCUGCUCACUCCGCUGAAGAAAGUAGAAUUUUCCCAAAAUGGUUAUGAUGUGUCAUUUGAUGCCAAUGGGGAUCCUGUGGCCACAUAUGAGGUGGUUAACUGGCAAAAAAGUGAAAGUGGCAGCAUUGAGUUGGUGACAGUAGGUUUCUAUGAUGCAUCACUGCCGGCGGGCCAGGAGUUCAGUAUCAACAGGAACCUCACCUGGAUGGAAGGUAGAACACAAGUCCCUGUGUCAGUGUGCAGUGACAGCUGUCCUCCAGGAACCCGUAAAGUGCUGCAGAAAGGAAAACCCAUCUGCUGUUAUGAUUGUAUACUGUGUCCUGAGGGAGAGAUUAGCAAUGCUACAGAUUCUACUGAUUGUUUCCCUUGUCCCAAGGAGUUCUGGCCUAAUGCAAAGAGAGACACUUGUCUCCCCAAGCCUGUAGAGUUUCUGUCCUUUGACGAGGUCCUAGGAAUCAUCCUGGCUGCAUUCUCAGUUGCUGGUGCCUGUCUUGCCAUUAUAACAGCGGCUGUGUUCUUUCGUCACAGGACAUCCCCGAUUGUCAGGGCCAACAACUCUGAGCUGAGCUUCCUGCUGCUCUUCUCCCUGACUCUCUGUUUCUUAUGUUCAUUAACUUUCAUUGGAGCACCCUCUAAAUGGUCCUGCAUGCUGCGCCACACAGCAUUUGGGAUCACCUUCGUCCUCUGCAUCUCUUGUGUUCUUGGGAAAACAAUAGUUGUGUUGAUGGCCUUCAAAGCUACACUCCCAGGUAGUAACGUCAUGAAAUGGUUUGGUCCUCCACAGCAAAGAAUGACUGUGGUGUCUUUUACAUUUGUUCAAGUUUUAAUAUGUACCAUUUGGUUGGUUCUUAGUCCCCCUUUUCCGAUGAAAAACCUGACCACAUACAAAGAGAGGAUCAUCCUGGAGUGUGCAUUGGGCUCAGAUAUUGGGUUCUGGGUUGUGCUCGGGUACAUCGGCCUGCUGGCUGCCUUUUGCUUAGCGUUAGCUGUCUUAGCCCGGAAACUACCUGAUAAUUUUAAUGAAGCCAAGUUUAUCACCUUCAGCAUGUUGAUAUUCUGUGCAGUGUGGAUCACCUUUAUCCCAGCAUAUGUCAGCUCUCCUGGGAAAUUUACUGUGGCUGUGGAGAUAUUUGCCAUUCUGGCCUCCAGUUUUGGAUUAAUUCUGUGUAUAUUUGCUCCCAAGUGUUUCAUCAUAUUGUUAAAGCCAGAGAAGAACACCAAGAAACACUUAAUGAACAAAGGUGCCAGUCGUCUGCCUGCAUUCUCAAUGGAUGGUGACUACGUUAUCGGAGGUGUUGUCGGAAUACACACCAGCAUGCACACAGUCAAACAUAACUACACCACCAUGCCUGAGCCACUAAGAUGCACAGGGAGAAUCGACCACCGUGAACUGCGCUUCUCACGCGCAAUGAUCUUCGCCAUCGAGGAGAUUAACAACAGCUCGGAGCUGCUGCCAGGCAUCAAACUCGGUUAUCAGAUCCACGACUCGUGCGCCGCAGUGCCCGUGGUGGUGCAAGCGGCAUUUCAGCUAUUAAAUGGCAUUGACCCGGUGUUUUACACGAGCGAUAAUUGCUCACAUUCAGGUAUGGUGAUGGCCAUCGUCGGCGAGUCUGGGUCCACGCCAUCCAUCAGCAUGUCGCGCAUCAUCGGGGCCUUUGACGUUCCUCUUGUGAGCCACUUUGCCACUUGUGCAUGUCUGUCCGAUAAGCAGCAGUUCCCGACUUUCUUCAGAACAAUCCCGAGUGAUCAGUUCCAGGCUGACGCGCUGGCCAAGCUGGUGAAACACUUUGGCUGGACUUGGAUAGGUGCUGUCCGCUCGGAUACGGACUAUGGCAAUAACGGCAUGGCGACUUUCCUGCAAGCAGCCCAGAAGGAGGGGAUCUGUGUGGAAUACUCUGAAUCUUUCCAUCGAUCCCACCCACGCAGCAGGGUCCAGAGAGUAGCAGACGUCAUCCGCAGGUCAACAGCGAUGGUUGUUGUGGCAUUUUUGGCAGCUCCAGAAAUGAGGAUCCUAAUGGAGGAGCUGUCGCUUGAGCCUUCUCCUCCUCGCCAGUGGAUCGGCAGUGAGGGCUGGGUAGCCAACAGAGACAUGCUGAAGUUCAGCUCGAUUGCUGGAGCCAUUGGAUUUGGGAUUCAGCGAUCCGUCAUUCCAGGUCUGAGAGAAUUCUUGCUGGAUCUCUCUCUCACUAAAGUGGUUGCGUCUCCAGUGCUUACUGAGUUCUGGGAGGAGGCAUUCAACUGCAGGCUGGGAAAAAGUGAGCCAGUUGUUCCUGAUGUUUUAACACUGAUAGUGUGUGAUGGAUCUGAAGACAUACAGACGCUCCAGAGCCAGUACACUGACACAUCUCAGCUCCGAAUCACUAACAUGGUGUACAAGGCUGUUUAUGCAAUAGCACAUGCCAUUCAUAAUUCAGUGUGUCAGGAAACAAAUUCUACAACUCAGUGUGAUAAAAUCACCAGCAUAGAGUCAAAACAGGUUCUCACUCAGCUGAAGAAAAUAAAUUUUUCCCAAAAUGGUUAUGAUGUGUCAUUUGAUGCCAAUGGGGAUCCUGUGGCCACAUAUGAGCUGGUUAACUGGCAAAAGAGUGAAAGUGGCAGCACUGAGUUGGUGACAGUAGGUUUCUAUGAUGCAUCACUGCUGGCAGGCCAGGAGUUCAGUAUCAACAGGAACCUCACCUGGAUGGAGGGCAGCACACAAGUCCCUGUGUCAGUGUGCAGUGACAGCUGUCCUCCAGGAACUCGUAAAGUACUGCAGAAAGGAAAACCCAUCUGCUGUUAUGAUUGUAUACUGUGUCCUGAGGGAGAGAUUAGCAAUGCUACAGAUUCUCCUGAUUGUUUCCCUUGCCCCAAGGAGUUCUGGCCUAAUGCAGAGAGAGACUCUUGUCUCCCCAAGCCUGUAGAGUUUCUGUCCUUUGACGAGGUCCUAGGAAUCAUCCUGGCUGCAUUCUCAGUUGCUGGUGCCUGUCUUGCCAUUAUAACAGCGGCUGUGUUCUUUCAUCACAGGACAUCCCCGAUUGUCAGGGCCAACAACUCUGAGCUGAGCUUCCUGCUGCUCUUCUCCCUGACUCUCUGUUUCUUAUGUUCAUUAACUUUCAUUGGAGCACCCACUGAGUGGUCCUGCAUGCUGCGCCACACAGCAUUUGGGAUCACCUUCGUCCUCUGCAUCUCUUGUGUUCUUGGGAAAACAAUAGUUGUGUUGAUGGCCUUCAAAGCUACACUCCCAGGUAGUAACACCAUGAAAUGGUUUGGUCCCCCACAGCAAAGAAUGACUGUGGUGUCUUUUACAUUUGUUCAAGUUUUAAUAUGUACCAUUUGGUUGGUUCUUAGUCCCCCUUUUCCAUUGAAAAACCUGACCACAUACAAAGAGAGGAUCAUCCUGGAGUGUGCAUUGGGCUCAGAUAUUGGGUUCUGGGUUGUGCUCGGGUACAUCGGCCUGCUGGCUGCCUUUUGCUUAGUGUUAGCUGUCUUAGCCCGCAAACUACCUGAUAAUUUUAAUGAAGCCAAGUUUAUCACCUUCAGCAUGUUGAUAUUCUGUGCAGUGUGGAUCACCUUUAUCCCAGCAUAUGUCAGCUCUCCUGGGAAAUUUACUGUGGCUGUGGAGAUAUUUGCCAUUCUGGCCUCCGGUUUUGGAUUAAUUCUGUGUAUAUUUGCUCCAAAGUGUUUCAUCAUAUUGUUUAAGCCAGAGAAGAACACAAAGAAACAUUUAAUGAACAAAAACUGAAGAUGAGACAUCAACAGUUAAUAUAUUUGAAAUGUAGUUGUAUAUCAUACACCGAUCAGCCACAACAUUAAAACCACUGACAGGCGAAGUGAAUACCAUUAAUCAUCUUUUUACAAUGCAAUGUUUUGCUGGGAAUCCUCCAGUUCUGGCAGUCCUGGCAGUUCUUUAACACGCAGUAGGUAGUUAACUUUGCAGGCCAAAUAGACACCCCCAUGGUGAAGGCUCCCCCCAGCUGAACGAUGUACCCUUUCAUAUGUCAAAACAG
Molecule: messenger RNA, 5101 nt
Organism: Scatophagus argus
Lineage: Eukaryota; Metazoa; Chordata; Actinopteri; Scatophagidae
Product: extracellular calcium-sensing receptor-like
Exons: 16
Coding region: 1-4836 (1611 amino acids)
Biological process (GO): G protein-coupled receptor signaling pathway
Cellular component (GO): membrane
Molecular function (GO): G protein-coupled receptor activity
Source: RefSeq, a predicted model, not a curated record